AUGGUGACUGUCACGGAUAUCUUUGGGCCGCAACCGCCUGGUAUUGAUUUAAGUGACAAUGAAACUCCCCGGAUUAAUGCAGCUGUCAUUGCCCUGUAUACUAUUGCCGUGAUCGCUGUAUUAUUACGAUUUAUUGCAAGAACGAGGGUUCAGAAAGUUGGCUUGGGGAUUGACGACUGGUUGAUUGCAAUGUGCCUUAUUCCGUUAACUGCUUUGCUAGCUGCAACUAUAUUGGCUGGGAAGUCCGGUCUGGGCAAGCAUGUGUGGAGUGGAACGCUCGAAGAUGUAGUGAAUAUGAGAAAGAUUCUCUUCGCCUACAUCUUCAUCUACUUGGUACUCCUCCCCCUGAUCAAGAUAUCGAUCAUCCUCCUUUAUCGCCGCAUCUUCGGAAUGAAUUGGAUGAUGUGGGUCUGCCUAUCUCUCAGCAUUGGCUACGCUGCCUGCUGUACAAUCGCUUUCUUAUGUGCAUGCCAACCACUGUCAUACUUCUAUACUCAAUUCGUCCAUCCAUCGGGGGGAAAGUGUCGCAUCAACCUGUACGGAUUCUACAUCGGAAACGCAGUAUCGAAUGUUUUCACAGACGUCAUCACACUGCUUGUACCAAUCCCAAUCGUCUCAAGGCUUCAAAUACGCACGAUGCAGAAGAUACUGGUAUCCGGUAUUUUCCUCCUAGGUGGGUUCGUCACCAUCGCGAGUAUCGUUCGAAUUUACUAUAUGACCUUCCUCGCAAAAGAUCCCGACAUCACCUGGGUCAUGGGCAACGUAUACCUAUGGUCCACGAUCGAGCCCUGCAUCGGCAUUCUCUGCGCCUGUCUACCAACCCUCAACGCGCUUCUGCGAAGAACUACAACGCUUCUUUUCGGCUCGAAGGCCGAGCGGCUAUUUGGGAGCCUUUCGCUAUCGGCUUCGAGAAAGAAACAUCGGAAUGGGGCACGGGGCAAGAUUCAUUCGUUCCAGCAACUAGAUGGAUAUGGAGGCAGUCGCACGGACCCACAGGUCCAGCUGCGUCCUGAGGAUGAAAUUGUGCUCACGACUGUUUCGGCCCAUUCGGAUCCUAACACCUAUAAUAAGGAGACGGAUAGUGUGAAGCUUGCGAAUGGCUCGGCGCCUUUUGCUAUUAGGGUUAAACAUGAUUUUGAUUGGAAGGAGGAGCAUCCUUGA
Molecule: messenger RNA, 1161 nt
Organism: Aspergillus alliaceus
Lineage: Eukaryota; Fungi; Ascomycota; Eurotiomycetes; Eurotiales; Aspergillaceae
Exons: 5
Coding region: 1-1161 (386 amino acids)
Source: RefSeq, a predicted model, not a curated record